This is a messenger RNA of Venturia canescens, 3401 nucleotides long. RefSeq names its product Curly Su (gene cysu). The record is from RefSeq and is a predicted model, not a curated record. Gene Ontology annotation, molecular function: peroxidase activity; heme binding. The transcript is spliced from 16 exons. Gene Ontology annotation, biological process: response to oxidative stress. Lineage: Eukaryota; Metazoa; Arthropoda; Insecta; Hymenoptera; Ichneumonidae. Bases 345 to 2741 code for a protein of 798 amino acids.
GAGAAGCAAGAGUCGUCGAAUAACCAUCGAGCUACCAACGACCAGCAGCUGCGGGAGCCGCUGGAUUCGUGACCUUACAUUCGAGACUGUUUUGUAGACACGCGGCUGACUAUUGUCGAGUUGUUUCACUGGUUCGUUCAUCCCUCGCGUUUUUCGACGGGCGAAAAAGCUCCUUAUUUUUUCUGCUUCAUUUUUUUCUUUUGUACUCGAUUCUUGCAGUGAUCGCGUGUGUUUUGUGCUCCAAUUUCGUCUGCUCAUGAUAGAGCCCACGCAGCGCCUUCGUUUUUUGGCGAAAACGCGUCGCGACUUCAGCCUUUGAAGAUUUUGGAGUUUCCGGCGACAAAAUGGGCCGCAGUUUCGCUGUGAAUAGGACUCGGUUGGUCCUGCUGCUGUUGGCGAUCGGGUGGAGCGGAAAUGAGCAGGGUCUCGUCUGCCGGGCUCUGCAGUUCGAAAACCUCGAGAAUUAUGCGACCACCGAAGAGUGUGCUCUGGCUCUCGAAGGCCCGGGGAGAAGCAGCGCUUACGAUUACACUUACAACUUGCUGCGCGGAAGUGUUACACCGUCUGCCGGCUCGCACACUUGUAUCACUUACGAUGCUGUCAAUCGCGCUUACAUCGAGGCGCGAAAACGAGUCAACGUCGCUCAGCCGCACAAUGACGCAUGGAGACCGGAGGACUUGGCCACAGUCGGUGAACUGCUUCUGGACAUUUCGACGAGCCUCGCGCAAACUUAUGGAUUGACGUAUGAAGAAAUCCAGAAUAGUUUACCACUCAUCGAUACGUCCAAGACCCUCAUUCGGGAGGUCUGCCCUGCGUUUCUCAGCGACGUGGAAUGUCGUCCUGGAAAGUACCGUCGUUAUGACGGCCUCUGCACCAAUCUGGAGAAUCCCACUUGGGGAGCGACAUUAUCACCGUUUACGAGGUUGCUCAACCCAGCCUUCCCCGAUGGUCUCUCAGCGCCCAGAAUAUCCGUCACCGGAAACGAUUUGCCACUCGCCCGCGUCGUCUCGAGGACCAUGCAUCCCGACGAAGGUUUUCACGAUCACGCCGGGACCGUUAUGGUGAUCGCAUGGGGUCAAUUCAUGGAUCACGAUUACACGCUCACAGGAACGCCUCUGGAUCCAAUGAACCGAAACGAUCCUGAAGAAUGCUGCGGACGACCGCCCCAUCGAAAAAAUCCGUACUGCAACGAAAUCCUCAUUCCCGAGGACGAUUAUUUCUACAGACUUUUCGGCGUUAAAUGCAUGGAUUUCGUGAGGGCUUUUCCGGCCGCGAGACCCGGCUGUCGUCUCGGCUCGCGUGUACCAUUCAACCUACUGACCGGAGUUCUUGAUGGAAAUACGGUCUACGGCGUCUCUGAGACGUUUGCCAGGAAACUUCGAACCGGGUACGGCGGUUUGCUGCGAAUGAAUCCAGUCUUCUCCGAGUACGGUCUGAAGGAUCUUCUCCCCUUGAAGCUCGACAUCCCUGACGAGGGCUGCACCCGACCGAACCGUUCGAUGUACUGCUUCGAAGCUGGCGAAAUUCGUGUCAACGAACAACUCGUGCUCACCUGCAUGCACACCCUCCUAGCACGUGAACACAACAGAGUGGCCAAGUCACUGUCCCAAGUGAAUCCCCAUUGGGACGACGAGACGGUCUUCCAGGAAGCGAGACGCAUAGUAAUCGCUGAAAUUCAACACGUCACUUACAACGAAUUCCUUCCCAUCUUACUGGGCAAAGACGUCAUGGAGAAGUUUGGUCUUCUUCUCGAGAAGCACAAUUACUGGGACGGAUACGAUUCCACUGUGAAUCCUGGAGUGAUCGACGCUUUUUCCGCUGCCGCAUUCAGAUUCGGUCAUUCGCUUCUUCCAACUGCAGUUGAACGGUGGAGCAAAGCGCACAAAUUUAUUGCAUCCAAAAGAUUGUCCGACCUCAUAAGAAGGCCUUACGAUCUCUACCGAGCCGGAGUUCUCGACGAAUAUUUCAUGGGCCUGAUGAACCAAGUUGCCCAAGCUAUGGACGACUCGAUAACCCAAGAAGUCACGAAUCACUUGUUCAAAAAAGUCGGCGCAAGAUUCGGCAUGGAUUUGGUGUCCUUCAACAUGCAGCGUGGACGAGAGUUCGGCAUACCGAGUUACAUGGAGUUCCGAAAAUUCUGUGGCUUGCCUGGAGCCGAUACGUUUGAAGAACUUUUCGACACAAUGCCGAACGAGACGAUCCGACGUUACAGCUCGAUAUUCCAGCAUCCUUCCGACGUGGAUUUGUGGUCGGGCGGAGUUUCGGAAAGGCCGUUACCGGGCAGCAUGCUCGGGCCAACGUUCGCCUGCGUAAUAGCAACGCAGUUUAGUUAUUCACGUCGCGGUGACAGAUUCUGGUACGAACUACCGAAUCAGCCAUCGUCCUUCACUCUCGAACAACUUAACGAAAUCCGGAAAGCCAGACUCGCGAGGCUCAUUUGCGACAACACCGACCUCAUCGACACGAUACAGCUUUAUCCGAUGGUUCUUCCCGAUCACGAGAUAAAUCCACGAGUUCCUUGUCGAAGCGGAGUGUUGCCGGGCAUCGAUUUCAGCAAAUGGGCCGAGUAUCCAGCGGCGAGUCACGCGGCUCAAUACAAACUGACGGACGAGCAUUUGCUAGCCGGAAGACCAGUGAAAGUCUCUGAUAAACCAUCGGAGGGUAAAGUCGAGCGUGCAUAUCGUAUCUUCCACGAGAAUAUUCACAAGAUUAAAAAGUUUCUCGGGCUCGGGGACGAGUAGGAAAUUGUUGCAGUUGCUAUGCCCACAGUCUGCUUGACAGCCGAACACUUGACACACAUCAACACUACACGACUCACUAGACUUAGCCACUACUUAUUAACGAAUAAGAAAAUCAACGAGUUUAUUUCACAAACGUGUUACUCCAUGAUGUGGCUGGAUCGAGAGAAAAUUUUGGGAGGCUCGACUCGCGAUAUUCAUCGACGUACUUUUUUAUACACUUUUGUAGAUCCUAUAUGCUUAAAUUUUCGCAAAAAAAAAAAAAGAUUUGUGGGAUCUUCAGUGUUGAAACGAACUCUUGAGAAUUCUUCUUUCGAUUCUCUACAUCGUGAUUAACUUACCUAAUAAAAGUAUUAUCCUUAAAUGAUAUUUUAUGUAAAUACACACACACGAGGAGUGGGAAGAGGAAAAAUUCCUUUUGCACAAAAGCGUUGAGACGAUGUUUCUUUCGUGCAGAAGAAUUUUGUUCGUUACUUUUUAGUAAAUUAUCCAUAAAACGAAAAUGUCUCAUCGCUCCCUCUCGUCGUAUUUUCUUAUGGGCUCUUCCAAUUCCCAUUUUCAACGUAAAUAAGCGUAGUUUUAUCUUUUUUAUACUCAUGCUCCUGUACAUAAUAAUAUUCUCAUAGAAAUAAAGUCUCUUUCGCAAGAGUGCCAUGAAUCAAA